Molecule: messenger RNA, 894 nt
Organism: Trichomonas vaginalis G3
Lineage: Eukaryota; Parabasalia; Trichomonadida; Trichomonadidae
Product: serine-type endopeptidase protein
Exons: 1
Coding region: 1-894 (297 amino acids)
Source: RefSeq, a predicted model, not a curated record
AUGACAGUGACGUUCAAUGUUGGCGAGAGUAAAGAAGCCAGUUGCAAUAGUCGCUCAACAGGCGGAUGGCCUGAUGGCGGCGAUGCAGGUGACGAUACAGAAUGGUUUAAGACCCCAGACGAUUAUUCCGGAAGUGGGGGUGGAUCUUCUGAAGUUAAAGUUGCAAAUACUGAUAUUACCAUCAUGCUUGCGGGCGGCGGCUCAGGAGGCUGUGACAAACAUAAAGGAGGCCCUGCUGGUGGAAUUGGGUAUCAUCUUGGAUGGACUAGCAAUACAAAUGUAGUUCGAAUUGAAGAAAGCGGCUCUUCGAGAACAGGAGGUAAAGGAGUAGAUUCAGACUAUAUACCAGGAGCUGGUGGGGGCGGUGGAUGGCGUGGAGGCCCAGGAGGUAGAUGGGCUGACACAAGUCCUUGGAAAGCUUGUGGCUACGGCGGUUCUUCAUUCAUUAACAACUCCAUAGUUACAAGCCCUGUGAUUUAUGAUGGUACAGAAACACAAUACACUGGAGAUGGAUGUUUUUCUGUUGAAACUGUGUAUAAUUGUACCUCCAAUUGUUAUUCUUGCUCCAGCAGUUUUAUUUGUGAUCAAUGCAUCCAAGGAACAAAGAUGUACAACGGAAGAUGCUACGGACCAUGCGAUCAAACUACAGAUGCGACAUAUGAUACAGGUCGCGGUACUUGCGAGCGAUGUGACAGCAGCUGUAAGACAUGUAAUGGACCUAGUUUCACACAAUGCACUUCAUGCCCAUCAGGAAAGAUUUUGUGGAACAAUAUAUGCAUUCCACCAACACCUCAUUCUAAUCCUUUAUUAACCCCAUAUAAAUUUGCAUUCAAGAUACGCUCACUUUUUAUCAUUAAAAAAUUAAAACUACUAGGGCACUUGCUCUCUAGAUAA